CUCCUUCAUUUCAUAUAACAUUCCAGCAUACCCUUCUCUCGAGAGACCAUACAAUUAAAAAAUAAAGAUAAAUAAAAAAUCUGUUCUCUCAUUGCACCUCUUGCCGCUGAUGCUAGGAUAAAGAUCCAACAAAAUUGCAAGGAUGGCUGCCAGCUAUAAAUAUUGGGAUUACUGUGUUGAUCCCCACGACCUGGAAGAAUUGUGGAGUAGUCCCUGUGUGGCUGCAGAAUGGUUAGAUGUUGGAGAGACCAAAGGCCAGAAAGUUCACCUCUCGCGCGAUCCCGAUGGAAAUGCUUAUUUGACACAGACCGAAAUGAAGGCUGUGGCUGAGAUCAUCAUCCGCCGGCAUUUUGGUUCACAAAUAGAUCCUGAUAUGAUUUGUGCUAUUGCAGACCUUCAAAGUGAUAGACAACCCCUUGCUACGCGGUAUGAUAAAAAAGCUAAGUCCACCUCUGUAGGGAUCAUGCAACUUUUUCCAAAAACAGCUGACUGGCUAGCUAGUGAUUUGGGUUACCAUUCAUAUGAUGUUCAAGGGGAUCACGAUCUUCUGUUCAAGCCUUUUGUAAAUGUAUAUUUUGGUGCUGCGUAUCUUAAAUGGUUAGCAAAAUUUGAGAACAAAGAAAGAAGUGAAGAAUUCAUAAUUAGGGCAUAUAAAGGUGGUACCAAGAAGGCAACUCACAAAUCAACUUUGCCAUAUUGGCAACGGUAUCGCUUAGUCAAAGAAAGUCUUCCAUCCAGAAAAAGUUUUGAAGGUCAUCCAUCUCCAAUUCAUGGCUCCGCUUCUAAAACCCAUCAUGCUGCGCCGUCUGCACCCUCACACGAUGCAGGUCAUCAUGUUUAUUGGGAUGUCAGAGCGUCCCCAGAAGACAUGGAGGAAAUGUGGAAUCGUCAUGACGUCUCUAAAGAGUGGACCAAGACUGGAGAGAAAAAGGGAAAAGUACGAUUUUCCAUUGACGAAAAGAAAAGACCAUAUCUUUCUCAUGUAGAACUGAAGGCAGUUGCAGAUAUCAUACUCACAAAACACUUCAGUACAAAGCCAAUUAAACCUUCAGUUCUUUGUGCUCUUGCAGAGGUUAUUAGCUUGCGUUUCCUGAAUGGUGUCGGACCACGUGCUGGAAUUAUGGGAAUCGACUAUUCUACAGCUUCAUGGCUCUACAACGAGAUGGGCUUUAGAGCAUAUAAUCCUAAUCAAGGUGAUGAUCUUAGCAAGCCAUUUUUCUCGAUGUACUUUGGUGCAGCCUAUUUAGUAUGGUUAGCGGAAUAUGAAGGGAGCUCAAGAACUCCGGAGUUCGUUGUUCAGGCUUAUAUCUUGGGGCCAAAGAAUGUGAAUCCUCAGGAUUCAGGUCCGCAGUGGCUCAAGUUUGAGCAAGCCUUGAGCCACUAUGAGGACGUGAAAAAGUUUCGAGAGGAGUACGGGAGCUGCACUAUCAUGACGAAAACCACGUACGUUGCCACCUUCGAUUAUAAAGGGUUCCGUCCUCCGGAUUGAGCAGAAGCAUGCGUGAAAAACUCGAAUGGAUUGAGCAAAUGCUCCAAGGAUUUAGAGUUGGUUUUCUCUUGUUGAAUUGCUUUUGUGAUAUUUUUGGAGAGCUACUUUUUGUUUUUGGCAAAACCUAUGUCCGAGUACCUAAUAUUAACACUUUGAUGCGUCUGUUUUCUCAAAAAGAGGAUAGUUCUGCUGCAUUUGCAAUAGGAUGAGUCACACAUUUGGCUCUAAAAAUAAUACCUCUAAUUAAA
Molecule: messenger RNA, 1737 nt
Organism: Malus domestica (apple)
Lineage: Eukaryota; Viridiplantae; Streptophyta; Magnoliopsida; Rosales; Rosaceae
Source: RefSeq, a predicted model, not a curated record